Messenger RNA from Alligator sinensis (Chinese alligator), 5586 nucleotides. Its product is annotated as solute carrier family 2, facilitated glucose transporter member 11. Gene Ontology annotation, cellular component: membrane. Gene Ontology annotation, biological process: monosaccharide transmembrane transport. Gene Ontology annotation, molecular function: hexose transmembrane transporter activity. The transcript has 13 exons. The coding region runs from base 216 to 1730 and encodes 504 amino acids. The record is from RefSeq and is a predicted model, not a curated record. NCBI's taxonomy places the organism in Eukaryota, Metazoa, Chordata, Crocodylia, Alligatoridae.
UGAUGAGGAAAGGUUGACAGCAAGAGAUUGUAAAUCAAAAGAAACAAAGAUUACAAAGGUAUAGAUGCACUGAGGUCAACAAACCUACUAUAGAUCAACACUGGUGUGACUGAGAGCAAAUUCCAGCCCAUUAUUCCUGAGUGUACAACUUUGCUAUAGACCAACAGCAGCAUAAUCAGGAAUUAAGGCAAUACAAGCUGCUGACAGUCUCACAGAUGUUUCCCACAAAGAUUACUUCAAAACUGGGAUUGGAUUUGGAGGUUCAAAGCAGGGUGCUAAUUCUAACAGUAUGUGCUGCUGGGAUCGGAGGGACUUUCCAGUAUGGCUAUAACAUCACCAUCAUCAAUGCUCCGACUACACACAUUCAGACGUUUAUGAAUGAAACAUGGUUGGAACGCACAGGUGCACCCCUCGAGAACAACAUGAUACUGCUUUUGUGGUCUUUUAUUGUCUCUGUGUACCCUUUGGGGGGGCUCACUGGAGCUCUUGUUGCAGGACCGAUGGCAAUCAAGCUGGGAAGGAAGACAUCCUUGUUGGUGAACAAUGUUUUCGUGAUUAUAGCUGCAAUCUUGUCAGGAUUCAGUCGAAUGGCAAAAUCCUUUGAAAUGAUCAUGCUCAGCAGAUUUUUUACUGGAAUCAAUGCAGGUGUGAGCAUGAACAUUCAGCCCAUGUACCUGGGGGAAAGUGCGCCCAAGAAGCUCAGAGGAGCAGUGGCAUUGACAUCUGCAUCAUUUACAGCCUUGGGGUUGGUGCUGGGACAGGUUUUUGGAAUUAGCGAACUAUUAGGAGGAGAGGAGAGCUGGCCUCUUCUUUUAGCUAGCAAUGUGGUGCCUGCUCUGAUCCAGAUGGUAACUCUGCCCUGGCUCCCUGAAAGCCCAAGGUACCUCUUGAUUGACCGAGGGGACAAGGAAUCCUGCAUCUCUGCAUUGCGGAAGCUGAGAGGCAGUGCUGACCUGAGUAGUGAGAUAGAAGAGAUACUAGCAGAACAGGCUGCCAUCGAAGGUCAGAGGGCAAAGAAGCCAUGGGAGCUGUUCCAGAAUCCAGCUGUCAGGUGGCAGCUGAUCAGUAUCAUUGUGCUGAGCAGUGCCAUGCAGCUCUGUGGGAAUGACUCGAUGUAUUUUUAUGCUGGCUAUGUGUUCCGGGAGGCUGGAAUUCCAUAUGACAAAAUCCAGUAUGUCAUCAUUGGCACUGGGUGCUGCGAACUCAUCACAGCUGUUACUUGUAAUAUAGUUAUUGAGCAUGCUGGCCGGAAGUUGCUGAUCCUGGGAGGAUAUAGCUUCAUGGCAGUCUGGGCCAUCGUUUUUAUGGUUGCUUUAUCCCAGCAGAGUCAGAUUAGCUGGAUGCCCUACCUCAGCAUGACCUGUAUUUUCGCCUAUAUCCUGAGCUUUGGAAUUGGGCCAGCUGGUGUGACAGGAAUUUUGCCGACCGAGAUCUUUGAUCAAAUGUCUCGCCCAGCUGCUUACAUGAUCUGUGGCUCUCUACUCUGGUUCAAUCUCUUCAUGAUUGGAAUGGCCUUUCCAUUCAUUGUGGAAGGCCUUGGACAUUUCUGCUACCUUCCAUUCUUCGUGGUUUGUGUCUGCACUGCUCUCUAUGUUGGCUUUUUCCUUCCUGAGACAAAAGGGAAAUCCUUCCUGGAAAUCUCAGAGGAAUUCAACAAGCGUAACUUUAAAACUCAGACUCACGAGAAUCUUUGGAAAGGGCCCGAGGAAAUCAAAUCCACCAUGUUAUAGCUUGGGAGACGCAGAUGAGGCUGAUGCCUGGAAGAUAUGCUGAGAGGUUACCUUUUUCUGGUGGGGUAGACACAGAAAAUAUGGGGUCAGGCAGAACACACUCUUCUUGGGUCUAUAGUAGAAAGCUUUUAUAGGAAAGCAGAAGUUCAGUUGAUGUUUCUUGCUUACUUUAUUUGUAAACUCAGACUGAAACACAGCUUGCUCUCCCCUUCUCUUAGAAUACAAGUAUUAAUUUGUGCUGCAGUGCCCCUUGCCAUCUCUUAGGAGCACCAACAGUGAUGUGCUGCUUUAACAAACUAUCUUGAAGACUUCUUGAAAAAUUACGGGUCAAACUAUUUGUUCAGUUACCAUUUCAGAAUAGUUUGCAAAGGGCUAAUACAUGAUUAAUAAGGAGUAAUAAGUAAGUUACAAGCAGUUAUAGCAGAUGUUAUCAUCACAGCUAUGGAAGGUAUUAGAGAUGGUUAAUAGUCACCUAUUGACUGAACAUUUAGUUAGCCAUGUAUUUAAAACGUUCAUUAUUCUUUAAUCCUUUACAAACUAUUUAUAAAUGGAACAUUAAUACACGGUGCAUCUACAUGUGCAAUGAAUGCACCUGAUUAAACUUAAGCGCAAUUUGAGCUGGAGUAAACUAAUUCUGACGUCACCUACACAUAGGUUUAAGUGCAGUAAUUUAUUCUGCUGUUGGAUAGUACUUCUGUCUGAUGGGACUAUCCAACAACACUAUAAAUUAAUCUACACCAGCCCAAUUGCCACAUGUGUAGAUGGUGAUGCUUUACUGCACAGUAAAUUAGUCUAUUGCGCAGUAAAGCGCAUGUGUAGACAUGUCCAGUAUGAUAUUUCUGACAAUCUUCCCCUCACCCUUCCCACCCUGUACUUCAAUUUCUUUCUCUUUUCUCCACAAAAAAAAAAUCACUUUUUAUAUUUAGACACAUGUAAAAUACAUUUUAGACAAGUUUUACUUUGGGGUAACAGAUGCCUUACAAGAACAAAUGUAACAGUAUUCAUUUUUCACUGUCUUGUUUUAUACAAUCAGGUUUUAGUUUCCCCUAAACCCACCUAGCUAACUGUGGUUCAGAUAAUCUCAACCAUUCAGAGAUGGAACAUAGGUGCUGCCCGUGACAGCUGAAGUUAUUAUUUUAGUCCUUUCUAAUCCUGCCCAUACCUGUUCAGCACUGGGAAAGUUAAACUUUUAGGAGAAGGGUUGAUUUUUAAUUGGAAUAUAUUUACCAGUUUCAUAAUAUUGAAAACAACUGAUGCUUAAGAGCAUGAGUUCAAUUUUAAAACGCAAAGCUAAGUUACUGUUUCAGAAAAUCAGCCCAUUUUUUAGGAGUCUAAAUAUGGAUUUCAGUACCCGAGUGUAGGCACUGAAGUCUGAGAACUUGAAGCGAAAAAUUCUAGAGCUCAGAAAGAGCCUUCAUUUAUAGAUCAUAUAAGUAGGCCUGGACAGUGGAUUUUUUCAAAAAUUAGUAAAUGAUAUUUUGAUAAAUACAAAAGCCCACUACUGAGUGCAUGUUUGACAGUGACUGUACAUUCAUGAGAAGUAUGUUGCAGGAUACUGUCACGUCUUGAGCUUCAGUUUAUCAAGGUGCAUGUACAUUGACUGCUGUGAUGGUGAUUAUCUGGGAUAAAAAAACUGACAUGUUGUAGUUGAUAAAUCUCAGUGGAAGUGUAAUGAUCGGUAUGUAUUUUUCAAAUCUAAAUGAUGUAGAGGUAUUUGGAAAACAUAACUGAAAGUAUUACAAACUGAUUAUUUAUUUUCUUCACCUCUGAAUACCACCAGGUGCACUGGUUUAGCAUCCAGAUGUAUUUAUCCUGUCUUUGUCCUUCCUUCACCCAAACAACAACUACCUCAUCAUAAUCCCCUCAAUUCUUUGCCUCUACACAUAGCCCUCAAAUAAGCUUGGCAUUAAUAUGAUUAAGUUUUGUUUUCAGAAACCGGAUGAAAUUCCCUGUAACUCCUCUUGGUGCUCUUGUUUUUCAGGGUAGUAAGUUAUCACUCAUCCUAAUUGUUGAGCAACAGUGGGCAGUUAAUCAUUUUCAACUAUAAAAACACGUGACAGAUUAGGAAGAAAAGCUCCUCCUGGUGCUCGUUAAGAAGUGACUCAUACCACCAAUACUUGGGCAUUGCUUUUACAAUUAUUUAUUUUGAGGUGGUUUGUCUUCCUGGCUUGUUUGUAAUGUUUUAUGUGCAUCUUACAGCUCACAUAGUUCUCUUGCACUGAUCCUGUACACACUCCUUAUGUCCCAUAGAGCUUUUUUUCUCCACUCCACCUGAUCUCUGCCAAGCUCAGAAUAGAGAGGUGAGGGCUGUCAGCUGGCCAGGCAUGGCUCAGUUGACCUAGUGCAAGAUAAAGUUGUUGGAGUAACAAAGAAAUUUCUGGAGAAUCAGGUGAAGUGGAAGCUUUGUUCCAUCCUUUUCAUUCUACUGUGCCUAUACCCUCUUCUCCCCCAUGCUGUGUGGAGUGGAAAUGCUAACAGAAGACCAGUAUCUGCUAGCUUCACCCCUAUAGAUUCUCCCAACCUACAUGUCAUUUUCCAGUGGCAAUGCCUGGCUCCUGGUAAACUUUGCGAAGUGAACUUAGUGCAGAAUCUUGCUCAGACAGAAACCCCUUCUACGGCACUGAACGUUGCUGGUACAGAAAUGUUUGCUGCAUAGUCUCUGGCAUGUUUUCGGUGUGCUUUUCUUCUCAGCAGUUCUUCCUAUCUUAGAAUCCUGUUUCAUAUUUGAAUCAUUACCUUCUUAGUGGCCAGAUAUAAAAUGCAUCAUUAUGUGAUACCUGUAAUCUUGGAACAUACAAGAGCCAGAAGCUACAUCUGCUCUCUCCAUACCCAUCAGGGUUGUCUCAUAUCUGUAAUUGUGAAGAAAGGAAUAUGCCCUUCACCUAAAGCAAGCCCUCUCUCUCCUGAAUGUUUUAAGAUGUUUAUCAUCGUGGUACAAACUAGAUUAUAUGGUUGAUGAUCAAGAAAUAAUACACUUGCAAUUGCUACAUGGGAGACUUAAGUUAGAUAUUAGGAAGAACUUUCUGACUCAUGGGGGUUACCCACUGGAGCAGAUGAGGCAAAGAGGCUGUAGAAUCUCGGUCAUUGGACGUUUUAAAGUGUCAGUUAGACAAAUGCUUGUCUGGGUUGGUUUAGACAGGGAUGAUCCUGCCCCAAGCUGGGGAUUUGACUAGAUCACCUCCUGAUGUGCCUUACAGACCCAUUUUUCUGUCAUAAUUCCAUGAAAAUAACCAUAUUUUCCUAACACAGCGUGGAAUAAAAAAACAAAGUAAAAUGUCCCUGAAAGCAGGUGUCACCAGCCAGAUGUCAAAACAGUACAUGCUCUGUUGGUGGAUAAAAGUGAAUGAAGUGUUCCUUCGGGAAGCAGGAUGUGCCCAACUAUUGGCAUGCUCCUAGGUAGCUCCAUCAUCCGUACUAUCCAAGGCUCCACAUAUUCUAGCAAGCAGCAGCUUCUCAUUGUUAUAUGCCUGUCAAAGUGCUUGGGCAUGCCUUAGGGAGUAACUCUACAUUUCCCUCCAGUUUCUGUUCAUAGUUCACAAGCCAUUAUCGUUCCUGUGGUUCUUUUUUACUUUGCUUGUAUCCUACAUUACUGCUGCUAGCAACAAAAAAAUUAUUGUAAAGAGAGCAAUGUGUGGCCAAACAGAUACUUUUAUAAUUGUAGCUUUUUAAAGAAAUGCAUUAUUAUUCUUGAAUGAAAUUAAGGUGAAUGUAAAAUUCUGAAAAUGUGUUAUCAUGCUGGGCAUGAGUAAAAAGUCAGUUGUGCUUUGCCAAAGAAGGAGGAGGCUGCAUGAAAAUUAUUCUAUUUUUCAGUAUCUAUCAUACACAAUGUAGAAAAAAAAUAAAUAUGAAGUUUAUU